AUGCAAGCUACAAGGGACCUGAGAAGAACGACAUCACAGAGAAGUAACAAGGAAGGACCACGUCGCAGAGCAGCUGAAGCUUUGGAAACGAGGCCGUCAAGUGCUACUUAUUCUCUUGGCCUGUCACAGAGUGGAUCUUCAUCUCCCGCAUCAGAUAGGCUGGCAGGCUGUACUCUCAGCAGCUCAUGGGAUCCCAGUGUCUCCAUUCCAAGGCGAAGUAGGCCAUUGAAUGCGGAAACAUCUGCUCCAGCGGACGUUCAACCUUCCAGAGGUUCGAGCUCCAGGAAUUAUUCAGAGGGGAGCCUUGGAGGAACACAAACGGUUCAUGCAAUGUCCCAGCGAUUGGAUCAGCAGCCACCCCAACCUCGACAACUUCUGUCAAGACAGAGGUCAAUGUCAAGUGUGGAAGAUUCAAAGUAUGCACGAGAUUUUGAACAGAUCAUCAGGCUCCUUCACACGAUCAGGCUCAACCAAGAAGAACACGGUGAGCAGCUGCAUUUGAUCAUGUCGGAAAUGACAACUCGGGUGCAUGAAGAGCUGGAUGAUGACUUCCUCCAAAGGCCAUUCGAGGACCUCGAUGAAUUUUUGUUCUUUGACAAUGAACUGAAAACAUCGGCUGACAGAAGAGAGAAACUGAGAGCCUUUUUCUGCAAAUUUGGGGGCCGACACGCAAAGGAGAAGACUGUUGUAGCCCUGCAGCAUUUGAUGGGUGACACAGUUGCCGAGCAAUUUAGUUGGUACGGGAAAAAAGGGAAGAUGAAGUUCUAUGAACUUAACAGUUGUGAUAUCCUGCUGAAGGCCCUUUGUAGAGCAAGAACUCGGUCAAAAGCAAGUGGCACAGCUGCAGACACUACCCCAACCUACAAGGAAGUUGAAGCUGCAGUAAAGGACUGGCUGCGUAGGGCUAAAGAACGAAGAGCCAGCCGUAGUAAAGCACAAGUCUCCCAAGAGGAAGAACUCAUCCCAGAUCCAGAAUGAGCAGCACAGAUUAAUGUCGUCUUCAAGCCACAUCGGCUAUAUGCAGGUUGGCAAAAGAUGUUACCUGCAGCCAGCAAACAAUGCUCAGCACAGUUAGGGGAAGCACUGCGCUAUCCGCACAUUGAGCUUAAAUUUGAGGGUGAUUUAAGGCUGCAGUGAAAGAUUAC
This is a messenger RNA of Ornithodoros turicata, 1145 nucleotides long. RefSeq lists its product as uncharacterized. Lineage: Eukaryota; Metazoa; Arthropoda; Arachnida; Ixodida; Argasidae. The transcript is spliced from 8 exons. The coding region runs from base 1 to 978 and encodes 325 amino acids. The record is from RefSeq and is a predicted model, not a curated record.